AUGGUCGUCUGCAAAUACUUCCUGCAGGGAAACUGCAAAUUUGGCGCCAAUUGCCGGAACGAACAUCCCGGAGGAGGUGGUGGUUUUGCAAAUCAGAACAGAUUUGGCGCUCUCUCGGGUAAUAGAUUCGGAGGUGGUAACGGUGGCAAUGCUCGGAGAGAUGCUUGGCAGUUCAACCCGGAUGAUAUCCUAAACGACCUUGGAGCUGGCAAAGGUCGACCAAAGUGGAUUCUGUCAGCAUAUGGGCCAGGCAGAAAUCCUCCGGCUUCGCUCUUGGUCGAGAACGAAUUUAGUUCCGAAGAAGUGCGUGCGAGGUUCUACGAGUUGGCGAGUCAAGGCAAGGAAAACGAAGGUGACCAAGAAGCCAUAGCCUUGUGGAACAAAGCCGAACAGAGUAUCAACCAGAUCCUCAGCAAUGCGCGUGAUGUCGAGAAGUUUGUGCUCGACGCCGAGAAGAAGCACCCCAACAGAGACGACUUCACGCAGAUGGAUGGAACGAAAUCGAGGGAUCAAUUUAUCAAGGACUUUGAGUCGCAAUCCGCUGGCUCGAAUGCGUUUGGCGGAGGGACCACUACUGGUGGAGGAUUUGGCACCAGCUCAACGACAAGUCCUUUUGCGAAACCCGCCGCAUCAUCGUUUGGCCAGCCUGCCCAGGCCUCCGGGUUUGGGACUUCUCCUUUCUCCAAACCAGCCUUUGGGCAGAGCGGCUUUGGGACGGGAAGCUCAACAAACAGCCCAUUCGGGAAGCCUUCAAUUGGGUCGUCAUCAAGCCCCUUUGCAAAACCCGCUUUUGGAAGUCCUGGGUUCGGUCAGUCGUCAUUUGGUCAACCUUCGCAACCAACCUCUAGCUUUGGACAGCCCUCACAGCCUACUUCGACAUUCGGCCAACCAUCUCAGCCCUCUUCUGGGUUCGGACAACCAGCAUUUGGUUCCUCGGGCUUUGGGUCGACUCCGCAAAAGAAUCCUUUUGCGCCAGCUACAGCAUCAAGUGGUUUCGGCCAGACUCCCUCCCCUUUUGGUCAACCCGCUCAGUCUGGUUCAACGUUUGGACAGCCUUCACAGCCCACAUCGGCCUUCGGACAACCCAGCCAGCCCUCUUCGACUUUUGGACAACCCAGUCAACCUGCUUCAACUUUUGGUCAGCCUAGUCAACCUUCUUCGGCUUUUGGACAACCAUCGCAACCCACGUCUGCAUUCGGCCAGCCAUCUGCGUUUGGUAAGCCCGCGUUCGGUCAACCAGCCCCAGCCUUUGGACAGGCACCCCAGGCUACAUCUGGCUUCGGACAGGCACAAGCAUCCACUACCUCGCCUUUUGGUCAAGCUGCGUCGACUUCAGCUGGAUUUGGCCAGACCGCUGCUCCCGCGUUUGGGCAGACUGGUGUGGGUUCCGGCUCGACACCAGCAUUCGGCCAAACCACAGCUCCGGCGAACCCUUUCGCCCCCAAAACUGCAGAAGCCCAGCCCAAAGAUGAGAACAUGGACACAACCACCCCCGCGCCUUCACGCCCGGCUUCCCGGGCAAAUCCUUUUGAUACAACAUCUGGGCCAGCCACGGCGCCUCAGCCAUUUCAAGCAGCCCCUCCCACGUCCCAGCCUCCGCCGGUCGCCAAACCCAUCAUCAACACUUCGACAACUCCUCAUCCGCUCAUCAACCGGCCUCCCCACGCCGUGCACUACACUCAGACCCUCCCACUCCAACCACCUCAAAAAGACGUCUCUGGUCGCAUCACUUCCUACCGCGGCCAACGCGUUGAAUACAUCAACUCCAUACCGUGCUAUCGCCGCCCUGAUGGUCAAGGCAUGGAGAAGAUCUGGUUUCCAGACGCCGGAGCCACUCCCGACGUUGUGGCGCUGAACAGGGAGGAUAAGAUCGAGGACUGCCAGGGGGGGAAGGACGAAUACACGGCCGAAAUUUUGGAUCGCUACAAGUACUUGUUUUCCGAAGGCAGGUUUUUGGACGGCAAGAUUCCCUUGGUGCCGCCUUUGAGGGAGUGGGGGGUUUACGACUUUUGA
Molecule: messenger RNA, 2013 nt
Organism: Fonsecaea monophora
Lineage: Eukaryota; Fungi; Ascomycota; Eurotiomycetes; Chaetothyriales; Herpotrichiellaceae
Exons: 3
Coding region: 1-2013 (670 amino acids)
Molecular function (GO): metal ion binding
Source: RefSeq, a predicted model, not a curated record